AUGCAUGUGAUUCUUGACAAAUUUGUGAGCUCGUAUGGUGAACUUGGGCAAUGUAGUGAAUGUGAAAGCGCAUGCGAGUCAACAUGUUUAAUCAGAGGAAAGAGAUUCUGCAAGGAGUGCAAGGAUGAAAAGUAUCCGAAAAAGGUGGUGGAAUUUCAAGACUCGGACGCAACUUUCAAGUGCCGUGCCGAAAGCUGCGGAGCGGAUAAACUCUCUUACCGUGAAGUCCUUGUUGGGUCUUGCUGCGAGGCUGCUAUAAGAAAAACCCCUUCUAGUCUUUGGGAAGCAAGAAAUGAGCGCAAUUUGAUGAGCAAUAUGUACAUGAAAAUUAAAAAAGAGCGUUAUUCUUCCAAUUCGAAAUUUUACGAAGCUCAAGAUGCAUUUUACUCUGCAGUUGGAAAGGUGCGCGCAGCGGAAGAAGCAUUGAAAAAGGCAAAAGAGAACGUAAAAACCGCUGAAAAGAAGGUUCAAUUGGCGAGGAACAAUCAAAAGUUUUUGCGACAAUUGGAGGAUAAAAGCGAAAAGCGAGUGCUCAUUAUUACAAAAGCUGCUUUUAGAGAUCAUGAUGAGCCCCUAGCUAAGAAGGUGAAGCUAAAUGAAAGCGGUAAUGAAAAUAAUGAGUGCAGGGUCUGCCUCCGUCCCUACAACGACGACCGUCCAGAAGCGAUCAUCAUCCCUUGCGCGCACAAAUUCUGCUUCUACUGCAUCUCGUCUCUUUUACAGAAAAAAUGCCCAAACUGCCGCGCCGAAUUCACUGAUAACAAUGUCUACAAGACUCACUAA
Molecule: messenger RNA, 783 nt
Organism: Oikopleura dioica
Lineage: Eukaryota; Metazoa; Chordata; Appendicularia; Copelata; Oikopleuridae
Source: the annotation of a GenBank genome assembly